Messenger RNA from Eupeodes corollae, 982 nucleotides. RefSeq names its product eukaryotic translation initiation factor 3 subunit F-1 (gene eIF3f1). Gene Ontology annotation, molecular function: translation initiation factor activity; translation initiation factor binding; metallopeptidase activity. Gene Ontology annotation, biological process: translational initiation. Gene Ontology annotation, cellular component: eukaryotic translation initiation factor 3 complex, eIF3m. The coding region runs from base 49 to 891 and encodes 280 amino acids. The transcript is spliced from 3 exons. NCBI's taxonomy places the organism in Eukaryota, Metazoa, Arthropoda, Insecta, Diptera, Syrphidae. The record is from RefSeq and is a predicted model, not a curated record.
ACAACGUACAGCCAUCGUUCUUUUUUAACAAAAAUUAACCACGCAAAAAUGUCGGCUCUAAAUUUAACCGUGCACGUUCAUCCCGUGGUUUUAUUUCAAGUUGUUGAUGCUUACGAGCGCAGAAAUGCUGAUUCGCAUCGUGUAAUUGGCACUCUUCUCGGUUCGGUCGACAAGGGAGUUGUUGAAGUCACCAAUUGCUUCUGUGUUCCCCACAAGGAGCACGAUGACCAAGUUGAAGCUGAACUCAGCUAUGCGAUGGACCUGUACGACCUCAAUCGCAAAGUAAACAGCAACGAGAAUGUUGUUGGUUGGUGGGCUACUGGCAAUGAUGUGACCAAUCACAGUUCAGUUAUUCACGAGUACUACGCUCGCGAGUGCAACAAUCCAGUGCAUUUGACCGUCGACACUUCCUUGACUGGCGGCCGAAUGGGUCUGAAGGCAUACGUUUGUAUCCAGCUGGGAGUUCCUGGUGGCAAAACCGGUUGCAUGUUCACUCCCAUCAAUGUAGAAGUUCAAUGCUACGAGCCAGAAGUAUUCGGUUUGAAACUCCUCCAAAAGACCAUCAGUGUCUCGAGCCCGAAUCGCCCAAAGACAGUGUCACCGAUGUUGGAUUUGGCUCAGAUCUCCGAAGCUGCCACCAAGUUGCAGGGACUUUUGGAUUUGAUUCUGAAGUAUGUCGAAGAUGUGAUUGCUCGCAAACAGCUGCCCGACAACGCUGUCGGUCGCUCAUUACUCGAUUUGAUCCAUUCAGUGCCGAAUAUGAGCCACGAACAGUUCACCCAAAUGUUCAAUGCCAACAUUCGAGAUUUGCUGAUGGUUGUAACUCUAUCGCAGUUGAUCAAGACCCAAUUACAGCUGAACGAAAAGCUCACUUUUUUGCCAACCAACUAGGAUCGAGGUGAAUUUGUAUUUAAGAAAAGAAAAAACUGACAGCGGUAAGCAUUUAGUUGAGAAAUAAAAGUUGAGUCUUUCUAUAAUAAAA